UGCCGUGAAAAUGUGUCGUUUGUUUGUGAUGGUUGUGUUUUUGUUGUAUUCAAAUUAUGGAUUUUGUUUUAUUAAUUUAUCUAACAUCGAAUGCGGUGUAAGUCCCGCUCGUCGGGGCCGUAUAGUUGGUGGUGAAGACAGUCUACCGGCAGAAUUUCCCUGGGCAGCCAGCAUUUGGCGUCAGGGAGCACACCAAUGCGGAGCCACAGUUUUGACUGACAGAUGGCUGCUUACCGCCGGACAUUGUAUUUGUAGUGCCUUUGAUGAGUUCUACAAAACUAAGCAGUUAUCAGUCGUAGUUGGUUUUACUGAUAUUUCGUCCACUAAGUCUAAGGAGCCGCUGUCUUUGAUUAUACCUCAUCCAGAAUACAGGUGCAACAGAAAAUCAAAUGAUGUCGCUCUUUUGAAAACUAUGAACCAGCUGCAGUGGACAAACGCGUUACGACCUGCCUGUCUUCCGCAGGCCUUAUCAAAUGAUUUCAGUGGUGUUUUAGCCACCGUUGCUGGAUGGGGAUUCACUAAUGAGGAUAGAAAUAUUGGAUCAAGACCAAACAUUCUUCAAAAAACUGACGUGCGUGUAGUAACAAAUGAUCAAUGCAAUGAAUGGUACCAAGCCCAAGGGAGCAAGAUCAAAGUGAUCCCCACACAAAUGUGCGCAGGACACAAAGAAGGAGGUCGAGAUUCUUGUUGGGCUGAUAGCGGGGGCCCGCUUAUGUUCCGUGAAGAUAAUCUUCACGCUAUGGUAGUAGGAGUGGUUUCCACUGGCAGUGGAUGUGCCAGAGCUCAAAUGCCUGGAGUGUAUACUAGGGUAUCCAGAUAUACAGAUUGGAUUAUUCAGAGUAUUGAAAAUGAUAAGAUUAGAUCUAGAAAUAAUGAACUUAGAUCAGGGUUUAAUUGGUACCCACGCUUCAGUUGAAUGUUAUGUAAAUAUUGAUUUAACCAACAUCUUUUAUAUUUUGAUACACUCACAGAUAUGGCUACUAUCAUAAUAAUAGUUCAAAUUAUAUUGUACUUGCUAUCCGUAUAAGUAUUAACCUACUAGAAAUAUAGCAAACAAACCAUUUAUCCACCAAAUGGAAUGUGACUAAACUGUUACUUAGACUUACAUUUUCUUUCAAGUCAUGCAAUAGUGUGAUUUUGAAUUUUAUGGUUGCUUGGAGUAUUUAAUGAAUACAAAGUUCAACAUUGACCUUGUAACUGCAUUGUAAAUAUUUAAAGUAUUUAUACUCCAUACAAAAUGAAAAUUC
Molecule: messenger RNA, 1247 nt
Organism: Galleria mellonella (greater wax moth)
Lineage: Eukaryota; Metazoa; Arthropoda; Insecta; Lepidoptera; Pyralidae
Product: trypsin-1-like
Exons: 6
Coding region: 11-916 (301 amino acids)
Biological process (GO): proteolysis
Molecular function (GO): serine-type endopeptidase activity
Source: RefSeq, a predicted model, not a curated record